Phytophthora sojae is the source of this 1107-nucleotide messenger RNA. RefSeq lists its product as hypothetical. Lineage: Eukaryota; Oomycota; Peronosporomycetes; Peronosporales; Peronosporaceae. The coding region runs from base 1 to 1107 and encodes 368 amino acids. The transcript has a single exon. The record is from RefSeq and is a predicted model, not a curated record.
AUGCGUUCGUACUGCACCGCAGUGCUAUUACUUGCAACCGUUUUCCUCGCAGCAGUUAAUGCUGCACCCGAGUCUGCCACCGCCAAGGUAAACCCAGCCAAGUCACCUUCGCAUCUCCGGUCCAUCGCCACCAACGGUCGAUAUGUUCCUCCCUCGAGGCUGCUGAGGAGCGCCGAGCUGCCAGCGGAUGAGGAAAGAGCAAUGAAACUGAGGCUUGUGAGAUGGCUCAACCGCUCACAGCAGACCAAGAUCUCCACCGUCGACACCAAGCAAGUCAAAAAGUGGGUGAAGAAAGAUGACUCGAUGGCGAGCGUCUUCAACCGUCUGGAGCUCAAUGCCGGAAUUGAACAGGCUCUGGCCAACCCUAAGUUGAGGACCUAUGCCGCCUACAUUGACCAGCUCAACAAGAAGAACCCCUCGAAGGAAGUGUCUAUGGUCGAAAUGUUCGCCAAGACCUACGGAGACGAGGCCGUGGCCAAAGCGCUCGAGGCGGCAGCGAUCUCCCGCAGCACAAAGAAAAUCGCAUCGCGCUUGCGGACGGACCUGCUGGACACGUGGAGCCUCCAAGGAAAGUCUGUAGACGACGUGUUCACGAUGCUGAGUCUGGAUAAGGCGGGAUCCGACCUCUUUGUGACGCCCCAAUUCAAGACGUGGGUUCGAUAUACAAAGAUGGCAAUGCAUACCCCCGAGCACUACAUGCUCUCGGCAUUGAAAGCCAAAUAUGGGUACGAUGGGCUGUCCAAGAUCUUUCUUGCGGCCCCCCGUGCCGGGGAAAUGGGGACCAUUGCUUUGAAUUUGGAGAACAAGAUGGUGAACACGUGGCUGAGCCAGAUUAAGACCCCAAAGAUGAUUCUUAAGCUGCUGAAACUGGACGAAGGAGUGGACAAGCUACUGAUGAACCCGAACGUGAAAAUGCUCAGUGGCUAUCUGCAUCUGUUCAACUCGAAGUAUCCUGAUCAACAAAGGACCUUGGUGGGGGUAUUCACGGAGUUCUACGGGGUCAAAGCUGUGUCAAACAUGUUGGAGGCAGCCAAGAAGGUGCCAGAAACGAAGGGCAUCGCGACACAAUGGCACGCAGAGAUGCUCAAAGGUACGAAGAUUCAGUGA